GUCAUUAAUAAUUUUUAGUUGUUUGUGUUAGUUAAAAGUGCUAGAAAUAAUUUAAACAAUGGCUCUCGGUAGCAGACAAUUUUCAUUUGAUAGAUUCAUUCCAAGACGACCUAAUAUAAGACUCGAAGCAACGUUUGAUUUAAUUAACACGAGUGAUUCAGCAACAGUAUGUAACAAAUAUGACUUUAUUGAAGAUGAUACGUUUGUAAAUACUGCCAAACAGAGAUAUUGCAGAGAAAAUUAUAGAAAAUUUUUGAAGGAAGCGAUGUUUUUUGAGAAGUAUAAUAUUUUUGAACUCUCCAAUUUUUAUAAGAAAAAACCAACGGGAAAGGAAAUAUCCCAUUGGCCGGUGAAACCUCGCAACAAACCUCUGCUUCCCGGAUCUCCAUCAAUGCUGCUAGAUUUACCCGAUUUGGAUAUGCAUUAUUGUAGAAAUGUAGUGGAUUGGGGUAAAAGCGGAUAUAUUGGUACCAUAUACGACUAUAAAAUCCAUUUAUGGCAUCCCGAGAAAAAUAUCAGAAUCCAAUUAACAGAUAUUAGUGGAAAUAUAGUCGAAAAUUGUAUCAAAUGGAAUGCGGAUGGGAGUAAAUUAUCGACAGCAUUGGUUGGAGGAAGCUUAGCAGUUUACAAUAUGCAGCUGAAUAAAACCACACACCUUGGUACUUGUCCUUGCAGACUAACCCCGAUGGGCAUAAAAAAAAUGUGUUCGAUAAUCUCUGCUGAAUGGACGAAAUCUAACUAUAUACUAACCGGAUGUUCUAAAGGAACUUUGACGCGUUGGUUACAUAAUUUAAAUUACGCCAGAUUCCGCUAUAGGGCACAUGUGGGAGAUAUCACCAAACUCAUAUUGUCCUGUAAGGAAAAAUACAUAGCUACGACAGGAAUCGACAAUAACUUGGUCAUUUGGACAUAUCACGAGAUUGAACAAAAGUUAAAUAUCAAGUGUAUAUUACCCACGAAGGCCAUUGCUUGGCAUCCCUGGAAAGACUCACUGCUGGUGGUGGGCGACGUUGAUCGUUUUUAUUUAUGGAAUGUUCAAAAUAUGAAUAUGUUACGUUCAAUCAAAUUUGAAAAUAGUUAUAUCGACUGUUUAGCUUUCAAUCCAUUGUCAGCAGAACUUCUGUUAAGUGUUACAUUUUGCGAAAAUGACGAUAGAGAAAUGAGUUAUUUGAAAGUGAUGAAAAAUCUUGACCAAGUUGUUGAUGAAGUUAGGUGUAACGAGUUUAGGAUACCUUACUUAUUAUGGGAUCAUACUGGAACCAAAUUGGGUACUGCUAGUACUGAAGAAAGUUUCUGCAUAUGGAAUUUUUUUGGAAGAACAACAAAAGAGGAAAAGAAAUUUCUGAAAAAAGAGAAACGAAGUUUUCCAGCAAUUUAAGGUUAAAAUAUUUUCAUACGUCAUGUGUUUUAAACUAAUAAUUACAUUAUUAUCCAAA
This is a messenger RNA of Diorhabda carinulata, 1436 nucleotides long. RefSeq names its product protein cortex-like. Lineage: Eukaryota; Metazoa; Arthropoda; Insecta; Coleoptera; Chrysomelidae. Bases 59 to 1378 code for a protein of 439 amino acids. The record is from RefSeq and is a predicted model, not a curated record. Gene Ontology annotation, molecular function: protein binding; ubiquitin ligase activator activity; anaphase-promoting complex binding. Gene Ontology annotation, cellular component: anaphase-promoting complex. Gene Ontology annotation, biological process: positive regulation of ubiquitin protein ligase activity; anaphase-promoting complex-dependent catabolic process; positive regulation of anaphase-promoting complex-dependent catabolic process. The transcript has 8 exons.